Stegostoma tigrinum is the source of this 4234-nucleotide messenger RNA. RefSeq names its product zinc-binding protein A33-like. The transcript has 6 exons. The record is from RefSeq and is a predicted model, not a curated record. Gene Ontology annotation, molecular function: zinc ion binding; protein binding. The coding region runs from base 1019 to 2455 and encodes 478 amino acids. NCBI's taxonomy places the organism in Eukaryota, Metazoa, Chordata, Chondrichthyes, Orectolobiformes, Stegostomatidae.
GCUAAGCAAGCAAAGAGCGUAGUGUACUGGUAAAGUGGUACCGUGCGUAGAGGAUAAAAGAAACUGUGUGAAAACAGAGAGACAGUGUUAACACACAGACAAAUGAGUAGAGGGGGAAACGGGGAGAGGAAAGAGAGGGAAUCAGUUAGAGAGACAAAGUGAUAACAGAUAAAUGAAGAGAGGUAGAAUUGGGGAGAGGAAAGAUAGAGAGAAUGAGUUAGAGAGAGAGUGAUAACACAGAUAAACGAAUAGAGGUAGAAACGGGGAGAGGAGAGACAGAAGAUCAGUUACAGAGAGUGUGAUAACACACGGACAGAUCAGUAGAGGUAGAAACGGAGUGAGGAGAGACAGAAGAUCAGUUACAGAGAGUGUGAUAACACACGGACAGAUCAGUAGAGGUAGAAACAGAGUGAAGAGAGACAGAAUCAGUUACAGAGAGUGUGAUAACACACGGACAGAUCAGUAGAGGUAGAAACAGAGUGAGGAGAGACAGAAUCAGUUACAGAGCGUGUGAUAACACACGGACAGAUCAGUAGAGGUAGAAACGGGGUGAAGAGAGACAGAAUCAGUUACAGAGCGUGUGAUAACACACGGACAGAUCAGUAGAGGUAGAAACAGGGUGAGGAGAGACAGAAUCAGUUACAGAGAGUGUGAUAACACACGGACAGAUCAGUAGAGGUAGAAACAGAGUGAGGAGAGACAGAAUCAGUUACAGAGCGUGUGAUAACACACGGGCAGAUCAGUAGAGGUAGAAACGGGGAGAGGAGAGACAGAAUCAGUUACAGAGAGUGUGAUAACACACGGGCAGAUCAGUAGAGGUAGAAACAGGGUGAAGAGAGAGAGAAUCAGUUACAGAGAGUGUGAUAACACACGGACAGAUCAGUAGAGGUAGAAACAGGGUGAGGAGAGACAGAAUCAGUUACAGAGAGUGUGAUAACACACGGACAGAUCAGUAGAGGUAGAAACAGGGUGAAGAGAGAGAGAGUCAGUGGCUGAGUGUGCAAGACGAGAGGAAGUGAUGGCCGACAGUAGAGGUAAGGCUGCCCAGCGACGACCAAAGGCGGCCGAUGACCUGAGCACUGACCUCAGCUGCUCCAUCUGCCUCGACUUCUUCUCCGACCCGGUGAGCCUGAGAUGCGGCCACAAUUUCUGCAGGGAGUGCAUCCAGCACGCCUGGCCUCAGACGGCACACGCCUGCGGUGGGAUCUCCUGUCCCCAGUGCCGGCAGCGAUGUAACAGCCUGGAUGUGAACAGCAACCGGCUGCUGGCCAGCAUCGUGGACAGCUUCAGGAGGCUGUGGAAGCCGAAUCGAGCCUCCACGCCUCCUCUCAAGUGCCGGCUCCACCAGCGGGAGCUCGAUUUCUUCUGCUCCGACGACCUGCAACUUGUCUGCCAGGUUUGUUGGAGGUCCGAAGAGCACAGGAACCACAGCCGCACCACCAUCUGCGAAGCUUACAAACUCUGCAAGUUCAAGUCAAUUCAACUCCUGCGGGAGAAACUGAAAGAAUAUCGUGAGGCCCAGGCAGAAAAUGGACUGAAGAUCUCCAAAACCCUGGAAUGGAUGAACCUCCUGCAGGACCAGAUCACGGCUGAGUUUGCGGAACUUCGGCAGUUCCUGCAGCAGCAACAGCGAGCUGUCACCCAGAGGCUGAGAGAUGCCGGGGUCUCUGCCAUCGAUCAGCUGGUGGAAAACAUGGAGCUGAUCUCUGACCGCUGUGACCUCAUCGAGGAAGCCCUCGAAGACAUACAGUCAAUGCGGAACAAGACACAGCUUCUGACGGAGAUCAAAAGCAUUCUUCAGAGAUGCGACUCACAGAUAAAACCUGUUCCAAAGAUGCCUGAACUGAAUCUGGGGGAGUUUAAUGGACCUCUGCAGUACGCAGUAUGGAAACAGAUGCUGAAUGUUAUUCGCCCAGUUCCUGCCCCAUUGACACUGGACUCAGAGACAGCAGGUUUGGACCUUGUCCUCUCCAAGGACCAAACAACGGUGAAGGGCUGCUCGAAGCUGAAAGACUUACCAAACAGUCCCAAGCGGUUCAGUAAUUACCGCUGUGUGCUGACACGGGAAGGGUUCACUUCAGGCAAACACUACUGGGAGGUUGACGUGGAGAGCAUCGAUGAGUGGAUUGUUGGUGUGGUGAAGGAGUCCGUGGACAGGCACAGGGCUGUUUCGCUGACGCCCUCAAAUGGGUUCUGGACCUUGAGAAAGUGGAACGGGAAUGUCUACGGCCCUGAGCACACAACAAAAUCCAAGUGCUGCUUAAACGUAAAUCCGAGGAGGGUGGGAGUUUACGUGGACCACAAGGAAGGGCAGGUGUCCUUUUAUAAUGGUGAUGACAUGACACAUCUCUACACCUCCACAAGCGCGAUCACAGAGAAGAUUUACCCAUUCCUCCUGCCUUUCCCAGAGACAGUGACUGAGGAGGCCCUGAAGCUCUUCCACUUGAAACUGUAACUCAAUGGGACCCAGACAGUGGCCUGUUCAGAGCAUCUCCCCUGCCUGUAAUAGGAAAAGCAAAGCACUUAUUGCCAAAGGAAUAAAGUGUAAAAAUAAGGAAGUGUUGCUGCAACGGUAAAAGUGAGACUGCUCCUGGAGUACUGUCUACAGUUGGAGUGUCUUACUUACACAGGGGUGCAAUUGCAUUGGAGGUAGGUCAAUGAAGGCUCACUGGAUUGAUUCUAGAGAUGAGGUGUUAGCCUUAUGAAGAGAGAUUGAGCUUCUUUUUAAAAUUCAAUCGUGGGAUGAGGGCGAGGCAGCAUUCACUGCUCAUCCCUAAGUCAAAGUCAACCACAUUGCUCUGGGUCUGGAGUCACAUAUAGGCCAGACCAGGGAAGGAUUGCAGCUUCCUUUCCUAAAGGACAUUGAUGAACCAGAUGGGGUUUUCCAACAAUUGACAAUGGAUUCAUGGCCAUCAUUUUGUUCUUACUUCCAGAUAUUUAUUGAAUUCAAAUUCCACCAUCUGCCGUGGUGGGAUUCGAACCCAGGUCCCCAGAACAUUACCUGGGUCUCUGGAUUAACAGUCCGGCGACAAUACCACUAGGCCAUUGCCUCGCCAAGCCUAUACUUGCUGGUGUUUAGAAGAAUGAGUGGAGAUUUAAUUGACGAAUAUAAGAUGCUGGAGACGAUUGACAUAUUAAAUGUAGAGAGGAUGUGUCCUCAUGUGGGGCAAUCUAGAAUGAGGGGUCACCAUUUUAGGACAAGGAAAUUGCAGAUUUGAAACUGGGAUGAGGUGAAAUUACUUCUCUCAAAGUGAGAGGGACCUUGAACCUUUGGAACUCACCACCCCAGUGUUAGUGUGGUGGAUACCAGGACAUUGAAUAAAGUUAGAGAAGGAAGGAAUUGACUGAUCUUUUCAUUAGUAUUGGGACGGAGGGUUAUGGACCAGACAGGAAAGUGGAGUUCAGGUCCAGGUGAGAUCAGCCACGCUUGUAUCAAGUGGUGGAACAGUCUCAAGAAGCUGAUUGGUCUACUCCUGCUUCUAUUUCUCAUGCUCCCAGUCUGACCGCGCACCAAGGUAGUGGUGAGACUCACUUUCUCCAUGCUCAGCUGUUCCAUCGAGAAUCCAAAGCUACAACUGGUCUUACUGGCUGCAUAUUGUUUCUACAAAUUAGAAUUCAUAUCAUUUUGCUUUGGGCUUCAUGAGUCCCAGUGGCUGUUGCAACAUGAACAUAUCCAUAAUGAUAAAGCUCAGAACUGCCGAAGCAGGAAACCUGAAAACGAAAGCAGAAAGUUCUGGAGAAACUCAGCAUCAAUGGAGGGAGAGAGAGAGAGAGAGAACAACAGUCAACAUUUCGAGUCUGAUGACCCUUGGGUCAGAAGAGCUCAUGUAUCUUCAGCACUUCCUGUUUUUUUGGUUUUUAUAAACCAGCCCAUGCUUGUUAUUGAUUGGAGCAAUAGACCCUGGUAGCUAAGACUCCAGCUCAUAAAGGAUCACCUCCUGCUCCAAACAACCGCUGUUGGCACUUAUCGGAAAAUGUACAGACUUAUAAUCAGAGAUAGUAGGAAUUGCCACUGCUGGAGGUAUAGAGCUGGAUGAACUCAACAGGCCAAACAGCAUCAGAGGAGCAGGAAAGCUGACGUUUCGGGCCCAGACCCUUAUUCAGACUGAUAAUCAUCCUGUUUCAGCAGCUUCAGAGCGCACCAUCCUUAUCUAUCAGGUCCUGGGGUGUGACUCGAACCUGGAAUUUCUGAGGCAGAGGCAGUGACGCUACAUUGUCUGCCACAUUUAUCCCA